AUGGAAUUACAUGGUACUUACAUGGAUAAUCCUGAAUCGGAUCGUCAGGAAGACCGUCCAAAUACUUGUCCUGAUUAUCCUUUUUGGGAGAGUCGUCUGUAUCAUAAGUCCUUUUUCAAGAACAAAAAUUACGAUCGAAAGUUUAGUUAUUAUGACGAUAGUAAUGUGUUUAGGUUUUUGUUUUUUGAUUGGGUUAAUAGGUGGACAAGCCACGUUUCGAAAGGAUACGUUGAACCUUACAAGUUACACCCUUUGCCAGUGUCGGAUCAGAUACUUCGCUGGCAGCCAAUAUUUUCGAAACAUAUUAGUGACGGGAUAAUUAAGCAGGAGCUCUUCAAAACAUCGGAAUCAAAGUCAAAAACCCGGGACAGGACCCAGACCCCGUACCGGUCGAUAGUGAUUAGGGCAAUAUUCUUGACAUUCUGGAAGAGAACGCUGUUUGGACUUUUCGGAAUACUGUGUACGAACUUGUUCGGAAUGAGCGUCUCGAUUUUGGUCUACGAGCUGCUGAAGGAGUUGCACAAGGGGCGUUUUAAUUUCAGCAAGAACUUCAUCCUGGUCUGUCUUAUCACAUUGUGUCAGUUUUUAGACGGCUUCUUUUUCGACCAUCUGACCUUUUUCAUGUAUAGGCUCAUUUACAUCAUCCAGUACUGUUGUUCUAUUACCGUGUUUCAACACGGACUGUGCUACAGGAAGAGAUUUUCAAAUGAGGUAAAUGGCUCCAACUGGCUGAGAGUUUGCAACGAAGUCGUCCACAGUUGUUCUGACUCAACGUGCAAAACAAACCCCUUAUUCUGCCCAUCUUUGAGGUACCAGAACAAGGAUCUGUGCCCUCAGAUUUUUUCAUUCGAGUUCAUCGAUUCGUACUAUAUUUCAGCCUUUUUCGACUUUUUGAUUUCGCUAAUUCAGUUUUCAUCCAACUGCAUAUACGGAUUUCUGCUCAUCAGAUACUAUAUUAACCUCAGGGUGAUGUCCCUGGUUGUUACUGUUGUAAUUUUUAUUGCUUUAGUUUUAAUCGUUGAAGGCUUCAACACUUUUGUUCUUAACUAUUUAUAUUCCUUUAAGGAUUAUAGGAUUAGCCAAUGCAGAGAUGUUAUUUGUUCCAUUUAUAUCAUUGUCAAAAUGUCCCUAGAAUCUGUAGCACACAACAUCAUUACAGAGACUAGAAACACUGAAAUCACCUUGGUCAUUGUACGACUAAUGCUUUCCUUUCUAAACAAGAUUUUCUUUACCAUCGCCGUUUCCGGUAUUUUCCUACUGAUAUUGAAUGACUUCGUCGAAGACUUGAAAAAGGUGAACGAUAUAAGAAAGAUCGAUGGCGUGGGACUUCUGGCCAUGCUUUAUAUAUUGAUGAAGAUCAUUUUUUCAAUUUCGCUCUUUCCCCAGGCCAUUAAGCAAAUGUUCACAUCGAUCGCCUCGUAUCGUAGGAUAAAGAAAUUUAUCUGCGAUUGCUCACCUAACUUUUAUAUCAGUGACAAUAAAUUCACGGGUUCCACCCGCACAUCUUUAAAUGUAGUUCCUAUGGACAAGCAUCUUCCUAAGGACAUUGUAGUCUACUACAAGGACGCCUCGUUUGCAUGGGUUUGUUCGAGCAAGGACUUGUUGGAUUACAACUACGAGCCUUCGCUCAACAAUGUUAAUUUUCAACUGAAACGGGGCGAGAUUGCCAUAAUUACUGGUGCUCAGGGUUCUGGUAAAUCUAACUUCAUAAAGUCAAUGCUUGGUGAGAUGACUCUGGUUGGUGGGUCAAUGGCUGUUGUUCCAUUGCACACAUCAAUGCCCAUAUUUUAUGCUUCACAGGAUAUAUGGUUACAUCAGGGCACCAUCAGAUCAAACAUCACAUUUGGCUAUCGCUUCGACGAACAGAUAUACAACACGGUGUUGAAGGCAGUUGAACUUCAGUCUGAUAUAUCCACUUGGGAGAAGGGUGACCUCCGUGUCGUAUCUGACAACGCCCACACUCUGAGUGGUGGUCAGCGUGUGAGAAUGGAAAUGGCUCGUGCCAUAUAUGCCUAUCUCAUAUUCCACCAGGUUAACUCUGACUACAACAACGGCAAGUGCUCAUUCUUGAUGUGCCUCGACUCACCCUUCCACGGUCUCGAUCCUUUCGUCUCGAAAACUGUGUUCAACAAUUUGUUUAACAUCAAGACUGGAGUACUCAUCAAGGACGAUCUUUCUGUGGUCUUAUCUUCCACAAAGAGGUCGCUCGACAUUUGCUUGAAGUCGGCCGACUUGAUGCAGUUCCCUGACAUUCCCGUUUACAACAUACUUAACCUAAACAUGGUUCUCUAUCGUACUUUGCAUUCGAAUGACGAGUUUGACUCCCCUACGCCCAGCUCGAGCUCUUUUUCCCCGAAAUUAUCUCUGAGCCCUCGAUCCUCACCUUCGCCGAAAGAGGCUCCGAAGGCCUACGGCGAGUUGAUAGAUCUUGCGUACGAUAGGAACACGGGCAAGGCGUCGACCAACCUUGUCACCGCCGACAAGUACGGCAAGUCGGACUUCAUUGCGGGUCCAGGUAAAAGGGGCGGUUUCAAACCGUAUAUUAUUUACUUCUCAGCUGCGGGCUUUUUCUUCGUUCUUUUCAUCGUUUUCAUGUUCGCCUGCACGAUCAUGGACAACAUAAAGUUUAUUUUUGCCUCCGACUUGUCGGACUACAUAAAGGAUCGCAUGGAGGGAGUGACGAACCCUUCUGACAUGAUGAACAGGUUCUCUGACAUAAAGACGUACAGCGAUAAGUCUCUGAAGAGGAUCAGCAUCUUCACAGUCGGCGUCGUCUCAGUUUGUUUCCUGGCCAAUGUUUUCUUAACGGCCUCCUGUGUCAUUUCGUCUCGUAAAAUACACGAGUACUGCAUUGACUCCAUAUUUAGGUACAGUGCUUCUGUGGUUAAGAUCAAGGGGGAUGUGAGUAGGCUCAUAACGUAUCUCUCCUCGGACAUAUUCCAAAUCGACGAAAGCCUCGGCUACGCCAUGGCCACUGCGCUCGUGUCGCUGGUGGAGUCGAUCAUCCACGUGCUGACGCUGUGCUACCUUAUACCGCUGUCGACUCCAGUGAUAGCUGUAAUGAUUUUCAUCGUUAUCAAGUUUGUCUUCGUUAGCUACGUCAACGCCUCGAAGAACCUACAGAUCGCAUCCAUGGAGGCCAGCUCCCAGAUCAACGACCUCUGCGAGAAGGCCAUAUCAGGCUCUGUGACUUUCAGGUGCUUCAAGAAGGAGCAGGAGUUCUUGAGGAACAUCAUUGAGCACACCGACUACUACAUGAGGUGCCUCUUCCUCAACAAGUCGGUGCUCUCGAGGUCCUCCAUCAACUUCAAGUUCCUCCUGUCAAUCAUCAACCUGGUGCUGCUGAUACCGCUCGUGAGGCGCGAGUUCUUCAAAGUACGCUUCCACAGCGGCAUUUACGGACUCGCCGUAUCGCUGGCCAUGAUUUUUGGCUACACCUUCACGAACUUCAUGAUCUGGUUCGGGAGGCUCGAGGUCCUGAUGUGCACCAUCAAGCGCUUCGAGAGCUUCGUGCCCCCCGGCACGAAGUGCCGCUUCCUCAAGAAGAAAAACGUCAGGGAGGAGGGGCUCAUAGUCAAGUUUUCAGAGAACGUCUGCACCGAUGAGCAGGCCAACAUUUCUAAAAAUACUCUCUACAAGAGGCGCGAGCGCGAGUACGCCAGAAGCAACUCCUGCUUCCCUCCCUUCAAGGGCCUAAUUCGGAAGCCGCUCAUCCACAAGCUCGACGUUUCCAAGCACCUGCCCUCGAACCACUUCGUGGUCCAGAUAAAGAACAUGUUCGUGAGGACUUCUGAGUCCACGGACCAGGACCAGAAACACAUCCUCAAAAACAUCAGCGUCUCGGCCUCUGGAUCAGAUAUUAUCGGUAUAAUUGGCAGAACGGGUUCCGGAAAGACGACUCUGCUCUCAGUUCUCCAAAACACCGUCGAAAAUAGAACAGGUCAGGUAAUUCUCGAUGGGAAAGACCUGAACGAAAUCCCCAAGGACAUUCUCACGCAGAUAAUCGGCGUUCUUCCCCAGCUUCCCUUCGUGUUCAAAGGGUGGACCAUCCGCAGGUUCCUGGACCCUAGAAAACUGUUCAGCGACGAGGAGAUUAACCAGGCCCUCGAAAACUGUGGUCUUUUGGAGCUCGUGAACGGCCUGCACGGUUUCCAGAAGCUCGACACCGUUAUAAUUCCAGAGGACUUCAUGUUCGUUUCCAAGCGAAAGACCAUGAAAAUAGAGAAGCCGGUCAACCGCGAGAGCAAGUACAGAAAGACCCUCAACGUCGAAGACCUGAUAAAUUACUAUGCCGAUAGUGACAUGAUCCUGUCUAGCAGUCAAUUGCGCACCUUGUCGUUCGCGAGACUGGUGCUGUAUAGGCAGUUUUACAGGAUUCUCCUGAUUGAUGAGCCUCCGUCUGACAACUGCGUCGAGGGCGAGGAGGAAACUGUGAUUCAGGAGGUCGGAAUACCCAUCUACGAGCUCAUUCAAAAGUACUUUAGCCAUUGCACCACCUUUUUAACUGCACACGACGCAAAUGCGCUGGUUAUGUGCACUUCCGUCUGGGUGCUCCACAACGGCCAGCUGAUCAGGACGUGCAAGAGGGAGGAAAUAAUGGCCAACGAAUCUAUAGCUAGCAUAAUUGAAGAGAGUGUUCGACGAAGGAGUUUGAACAAGUGA
Messenger RNA from Theileria orientalis strain Shintoku, 4662 nucleotides. RefSeq lists its product as uncharacterized. NCBI's taxonomy places the organism in Eukaryota, Apicomplexa, Aconoidasida, Piroplasmida, Theileriidae. Gene Ontology annotation, biological process: transmembrane transport. Gene Ontology annotation, molecular function: ATP binding; ABC-type transporter activity; ATP hydrolysis activity. The record is from RefSeq and is a predicted model, not a curated record. Gene Ontology annotation, cellular component: membrane. The transcript has a single exon. Bases 1 to 4662 code for a protein of 1553 amino acids.